Molecule: messenger RNA, 2862 nt
Organism: Cyclopterus lumpus (lumpfish)
Lineage: Eukaryota; Metazoa; Chordata; Actinopteri; Perciformes; Cyclopteridae
Gene: sec22bb
Product: SEC22 homolog B, vesicle trafficking protein b
Exons: 5
Coding region: 144-791 (215 amino acids)
Biological process (GO): retrograde vesicle-mediated transport, Golgi to endoplasmic reticulum; vesicle fusion with Golgi apparatus; endoplasmic reticulum to Golgi vesicle-mediated transport
Cellular component (GO): Golgi membrane; ER to Golgi transport vesicle membrane; endoplasmic reticulum membrane
Molecular function (GO): SNAP receptor activity
Source: RefSeq, a predicted model, not a curated record
GCUCUUGCGUUUCCGGCCAGCUCAGCGCGUCAGCCCUUUGCGGUGUUGUCAGUUUACAGCCCGUCAGACGCUGGUACCAGUUACCUGUAACGCUCGCUGGGCCGCGGAGAAACACACACACACGCACACACACACGCGCGGAGAUGGUGCUGCUGACGAUGAUCGCGCGGCUGGCGGACGGCCUGCCGUUAGCCGCCUCAAUGCAGGAGGACGAGCAGUUGGGUCGGGACCUCCAGCAGUAUCAGAGUCAAGCGAAGCAGCUCUUCAGGAAACUUAAUGAUCAGAGUCCCACACGCUGCACUUUAGAGGCUGGCUCCAUGGCAUUUCACUAUUUCAUAGAGAAGGGCGUGUGCUACCUGGUGCUGUGUGAAGCCAGCUUUGCCAAGAAGCUGGCCUUCGCUUACCUCGAAGACCUGCAGGCAGAGUUUCAUGAGCAGCACGGAAAGAGGGUGCCCACUGUUUCCCGGCCCUACUCCUUCAUCGAGUUUGACACCUACAUCCAAAAAACCAAGAAGUCGUACAUUGACAGCCGAGCGAGGAGGAAUCUGGGCAGCAUCAACACGGAGCUGCAGGACGUCCAGAGGAUCAUGGUGGCGAACAUAGAGGAGGUGCUGCAGAGAGGAGAGGCUCUCUCUGCGCUGGACUCCAAGGCCAGCAACUUGUCCAGCCUGUCGAAGAAGUACCGGAGCGACGCCAAGUACCUGAACACCCGCUCCACCUAUGCCAAGCUGGCGGCCGGUGGUGUGUUUUUCAUCAUGCUCAUUGUCUAUGUACGCUUCUGGUGGCUCUGAGAGAGAGAGAGAGAGAGGGAGAAAAGAGGUAUUGAAAUGAAAGAUGAGCUGUACAGAGAGUCUGCAGACACGCAACAAAAUAACAGGAUGCCUGCUCUUAAGACUUUGCAGACAUACCACCGCCCAUUUCGUUCUCACCUGUCCCCAUGGAUGUGUGAUCCGAAUAUAUAUAUAUAUAUAUAUAUAUAUAUAUAUAUAUAUAUAUAUAUAUAUAUAUAUAUAUAUAUAUAUAUAUAUAUAUAUAUGAUUACAUAAUAUUAUUAACAAUUAUUCCGCAGUGCACUAGUAGACCUCAGUGGAAAUGAGUGAAUGUGUCCGUGUGGGUUGAUUGCUCUGCUUUUGUAGGUGAUUGGUUUCAAAGUGUGGAAAGAAAAUGAAGAGAAACACAAGUUUCCUGUCUUUGCGCGUUUCCAAAGCUCUACUGUGCUGUCACGGGACCGAUUUCAUCUGGCAUCCGGUCUAAUAAUACAGAAAACAAUAACUAUCCUAUCACAUGGGUAUCCGCAUUCAUUAAUAUUAUAAUCACAGUGGUGAUGGCUUGACGGGCCUGGACAACAUCCAGUACGGACCACAGAUACACCGAUUUUUGGGGAAAACACGACAUUUGUUCUUUUAGUUGAAUCGGCUCGACAACAAAAUAGGAAAAGUCAUUUAGGUAUACUGAGUACUUAAAAAAAUAAAUAAAUGUGUUAGUCUUGCAAAAUGCAAAUUCACCCCUGUCAAAUAUAGCCAAUAUUGUUCACCCUUUAUGGGAAUUCAUAAGGGACUGUACAGAAACUAUUAGGGAGUCAGAAAAUGGGGGAGGAGGAUGUAUAUAUUUUUCUUCUUCUUAUUGCCGAAAGGAGGCGUGUCCGACUUUCUUUUUGAAGGUGCUGAAUUUGAAAUUCAGAGCAUUAAUAAUGCAGCAAAGAAUAACGUAAUGGCGCCCAGAGCAGAGAAUGACUCCCCUCUUUUUGUGUGUCGUAAUCCGAGCUUCUCUGUGCUUUGUUUACAUAUCCAGUCUGGCCCCGCGUGUGCGUGUGCACGUGCGUGUGCGCGCCCCACUGGCUAGCUAGUAGCCGCUGCAGUUAACAAUGCCACCCUCUGGUUCCCCCCUCAGGUAAACGCUGUCGGCUCUAUCGGCACAGUUGCCGUCGCCAUGUUGCCAAUUCCUCAAUCACAGAUGGGCUCUGAAUUUUUAAUUGAGCACCUUUUUUUUAUUUUUUAUGUUUGAUUCCAGCCCUCAAAUCAUAUAGUAACACACAUGGUUGUCGUGUUCACAGCGGGUUAUGAAGGUGCCCUUUUCUCAUACGCAGAGAGCAGCAAUCGUCCCUUUUCACAACAGCCGUUUUGACAUGAAAAUACUUGACUGAAUUAAUCAAUAACAGGGCCAUAAUUAAUUUUAUUAAUUACCCUUGUGUUUACCCUGCUAUGUAUGACAUGGCUGCUGUGAUAAAUGUCCUGUCAACUUUUAUUUUAUAUUUUUUCCCCAUCACACUCAACUAGCUAAUAGGAUAAAUUAUGAGAAUCAGAAUAUGGAAAUGUAUGUGUGUACAAUUAAUACUGAUUAAAUGAUCUUGUUACCUCCUUCACUUUCGCCUUCAUCACAACAAAAUAUAAUGUGCCAUAUCAAGUUGGCCAAUAUUAUUAUUAUAUAAGUUAAGCCUACUAAUUAGUAUGUCUUUAUUCUAAAAUAGAGGGUGGCUGGAAUAUUCAUAGGGGAGGGUCCAGAGGAAAUAUGAAUGAUGCUGGAGGAAGCCCUGUUUCUUCAACCCCCCCUCCCUACCCUUUUUUAAAUAACUGUGGUACAGUCCCUAACCUGACCUCAGCAGAGUGUAUCCAUACUCCUUUUAGCCUCUCUUGCACCGUGACUGUGUGGACCAGCACCUUUCUGUAACCAGGCAUACACACAUAUAAGAUGUCUGGUGUGGGGUCCUUUCUUUUUCAUUUUGUACAAAGUGUCAACGUGUAGACUCGAUUUAAAAGUGAAUUCAGGCCGAGAGACACAGGUGCUCUCGGCUGGAAGGGGACGCCUUCUCCUUUUUCUGUUCCGUCUGCUAUAUAUGAAUAAAAAUCAUUUGCACAAAACGCA